Messenger RNA from Medioppia subpectinata, 2640 nucleotides. The record is from the annotation of a GenBank genome assembly. NCBI's taxonomy places the organism in Eukaryota, Metazoa, Arthropoda, Arachnida, Sarcoptiformes, Oppiidae.
AUGGUUAUUAUUCAGGCGAUGCCGUCCUCUUCUGCGAGUUCGGUGUCGGACAACGAGUUCGAGAAGAAGAAGGGUUGGGAUGAGAAGGAGUACGACUCGGAUGGCAACGAGUUGUAUGUCGUGGAGAGGAUAUGCGACAAGAAGAUGAUGAGAGAUCCCGACAACAGGAACAACAAGAUAUGGAUGUAUCACUUGAAGUGGAAGGGCUAUGGAGAGGGCGAGAAGACGUGGGAACCCAAGAGCAAUAUGGACUGUCCGGACCUCUUGGAAGAGUUCGAGAAGGAGUGGAAAGUAAAGCAGGAGAAGGAGAGGAAGCGGAAGGAGAGGGAGGAGCGCGAAGAAGAGCUGCGGCGCUCCGAGAAGUACCUCAAACACAACAAAGACAGGCAUAAGUCGCCGAAAGCGGCCCGUCGUUCGUCUUUUGACUCGGAUUACGAUACGAGCAAACCGUCGGGAAGUGGUGUCUCACGCGAUGACAUCCGAAAGUCCGAUAAGAAGAAGAAACGGUCGCACAGUUCGGACAGCGAUUCCGAAGCCGACCGCAAGAAGCGGAAGCACUCGAUGUCGACACCGAAGUCUUCGAAGAAGAUCAGCAAAAAGGAUUCGGACAGCGAUUCAGACGGCGAUAAGAAACGAAAGAAGAAGGUCGAGGAGGAGAAGCGCAAGAAGAAGGUCGCGUCCGACUCGGACUCCGAUUCUGACGCCAAGUCUAAGGCCAAGAAGACUGAAUCGGAGCCCAAGAAGUUUGAGAGCGAAGCCGAGAAGAAGAUAAUGUCUAAACCCGGACCCAAACGGGCGAAAGAGGCGGCGCUUAAGAAACUGAAGGAAAUGGAGACUCAGAAACCGAAGCCAAAGGAUUCGGACGACGAAAGCGACUCAAAGAGUAAACCGAAGAAGAAGUUGGACUCGGAUUCAGACGACGACUCGAAGACCAAAAAGAAGGAGUCAGAAGAGGAUGACGUGAAGAAAAAGAUAAUGUCAAAGCCGGGCCCCAAACGGGCCAAAGAGGCCAGACUUCAGAAGGCUAUCGAAGACGAAAAGAAGGCAAAAGAGAAGCCAAAAGCCGUCGAUUCGGACGACGAGAAGAAGACAACGCAGAAGAAGAAGGAAUACGUCUCGGAUUCGGACGACGAAAAGACACCGAAGGCUUCGACGGCUGAUAAGAAGGCCGACAAAGAGGAAGAGCCCGAGAAGGAGGAGUUGGCGAAGAAGAUAAGGCCCGGACCUAAGCGGGCAAAAGAGGCUCAAAUGGCGAAACUGAAGGCCAACUCUACGCCAAAACCCGAAGAGAAGAAGAAGACUGUUGUCGAGGAAUUGAUUGAUAACGAUUCCAAUGAUAAGAAUUCUUCCUCUUCUUGGGAUACGGACGAGAAGAACAAGAAACAGACAGAAAAGCCGAAGAGUCCGACAACAAGUCCGUCAAAACAAGAGAAACCCGCGGAAGAGGAGAAGGAGGAGCCGCUGUCGGCCCGACUCGACAAAGUGCUGCUCAAACCGGGACCCAAACGGGCAAAAGAGGCCCAAAUGGCUCGCCUGAGCAAAGCCGCGAGUGAAGACAGUAGUAGUAAUUCAGUCAUCAGUAAGAAAAGCGAUGAUAAAGAGUCGGACAAAGAGGAGGACAACAAGUCUGAUGACGAAGAGAGUGAGUCGACGUCCGCCGCCAAGAAAGACGAGACCACCAAAAGUGCGGAGAAGAGUAGUCCCAAAAAGAGCAGUAAUGAAGAGCAGAGAAAGUCUGUGCUCUCGAGACCGGGUCCCAAACGCGCCAAAGAGGCCCGACUUAAACGUCUGAACGAUUCGCUCCAGACGUCUGGCGUCACUGAAACUAAAGACGACAGCAAUUCCAGUAACUCUAACGAAGAGACCACUAAAAAGACCAACGGUUUGAGUCGAAGGGCCGGCAGUACGGACUCAUUGGACGCCAUCAUCAGUACUCCAGCGCCCGAAGAGGAGUCAAUGGAAAUGGAGAAAGAAUUGGUCGCUGAGAUCGAGUCGCCGGCCGGUGUGGCGCCCGAGCCGUUGACUAAUGGCGGCGUUGACAGCGACGACAACAGCCGUCUCGGCGCCGGCGAAACGGCUGAUAACCUGAUCGCCGGGUUGACCAAAAUCGGUAAUUCAGUGACAAUAAACAGUAGUAAGUAUUUGUCGCAAAUAUCUAAUGCACUGUCUCUGGCGGCCGAUGUAGAGAUGAAAAGACCCGGUUUUAUAUCAAAACGCGUGUCCAUUAAACCCUUCAGAACCGAUCGGAAAGCGGAUAAAAUCAUAUCCGCCUUCUAUUGCAACGAAAAUAAGUUGUGUUUUUUGAUGAAAUAUUCGGCCACUAAUAAGUGUGAAGUCGUCCUCUCAGACGAUGUCAGUCAACACAAUCCGAAGCUUGUGAUCGAUUUCUAUCAGUCAAACCUUCACUUCACAUAAGGACUGUUUCAACAAUUCACUGAAUCAUUAGCUGAUAGUUGUCUCCGAUCUCUCAUUAUAUCAAUCAUUUUAUAUUUCAAGAAAUGAACACAUUUUAAGUGAUGUUUUGUUUGUUGUUUUGUUUAUUGCGCUAAUCAUUGGCCCCGAAUUCCUCGUUAUCAUUGAUUUGGUUUAAAACAAUUUAAUUAUAAAAUCACACAUAUAUUGCAAAAUACUUUAAUUCCU